CGCCACCAUCGCCGGGAGUCGCUUUUUCCCGCCCAGCGGCCGCCGGCCUGGCGAGCGGAUCGCGACGCAGCCGGGCCCUGCCCGCUCCUCCCAGAGGUGUGACGGGGGGCGGCGCUCGCCCGGGCACGGACUCGCCGCUCCAGGUGGGCGGCGGCCUGUAAGCAGCGUCCCGGGCCCGCGAGAGGCCUGGCGCCGGCCGCUGGGCGGGGAGGAGAGGGGCCGAGCUAACAUGGCCACUCCCGCCAAGGGGAAGAGCCUGCGGCCGCUGCACCCGGACACGCUGCGGCCACCAAAAAUCAACCUUAAUAUGGAAGAUGAGGUCCAGUUUGUGACAAUGAGAAAAACCCUGAAAGUCACAAAGCCUCGUUUUGAUGCAUCCCUGGUUUACUUGACCCGAAAAUUCAUGGAUCUUGUCAAAACUGCUCCAGAUGGUGUUCUUGAUUUGAAUGAAGUAGCAACAACUCUUGGGGUACGAAAACGAAGAGUAUAUGACAUCACCAAUGUACUGGAUGGAAUCCACCUAAUUCAGAAAAGAUCUAAGAAUCUUAUCCAGUGGGUAGGAUCUGAUCUCGAUCAGGUUGCUGGAAAGGCAUCAGAACAGCAAAAGCUUAGAGAUGAACUUUCUGAUUUAUCAACAAUGGAAGAAGCUCUGGAUGAAUUAAUUAAGGACUGUGCUCACCAGUUGUUUGAAUUAACGGAUGAUAAAGAAAACACAAAACUAGCUUAUGUGACAUAUCAAGAUAUUCAUAGCAUUAAGGCCUUUCAAGAACAGAUUGUUAUGGCAAUCAAAGCUCCAGAAGAAACAAAACUAGAAAUACCAGCUCCUAAAGAAGAUUGUAUAGAAGUACGUAUAAAGAGCACAAAGGGACCCAUUGAUGUAUAUUUAUGUGAAGUGGAGCAAGAUAACCCAGGUGCCAAAACUUUUGAAGAUAUGGAUACUCUGACGUCGGAAACUAAAUCACCGGUACCUCUUGAUGAAGAGUGAAAUCUUCUAAAUCAACUUGAAGGGUGAAGAACCAUUAGAACACCAAAUCCUGUGCAGAUUAUCAUGAAUAUCUGCACUGCAGAAUUCCCUGAGUCACUUGGAACUAUGAAUAUUUUUUCAAACUUAAAAUGGGAAUAAUUCAGUUGUUGAGUGCUUUCACACAAUUAUCUUCAAUUGCUUCAGCCUAAAAGAAGGCAAUUCAAGGAACCAUUUUUAGGAGCUUUGUUUCUACACUUGUGCGUAAUCUGCAGCGUUUGGGGGAAAUGGCCUUGUUUUUACCGUUUUUAUUAAAUAAUUUGAAUGAUAAUAAAUAUGGACAAGAAAUUACUUCAAAAAAUGAAGGUUCUUUAAAGCCACAUCUGGACCAAAAUAUGGUCCUGCAAGAAUAGAGAUAAUAAAGAAGCACUUUUAAUUCUGAAGCUGCACUGUCACUAAACAGGAUUGUUAAAUAUAAUGCAAGAAUCAAGAACUGGAGCAUUGGAAGACUUUUCUUACCCAUAAGGAAUAUGACAAGUAAACAUUAUGAAAAAUUGAAGCUAUGCCUUGCACUAUGUGGAUGUGGUUUGCAUCUAACUCUGCACGGUGCUAACAAUGAAGUUAAAGGCAUGGCUUUUGUGUGUGUGUGUGUGUGUGUGUAUAUAUAUAUAUAUCUGUAUCAUGUUUAGAUAGUCACUAAUGUAGAUUGACAAAAUGAAUUGCACUUUUGCCUUUGUACAGCAAAAACUGAAAUAAACCUGUAAAUAUAAAAAGUCAGUCUAACGGUGUUUAGUUGAACUUCAUCUUGGCUUUCUCUUUAAACAGUAGAAAGUCAUUAGGUGAAUAUAAUCACGAUUCAUCACAGUUUUAAUUGCACUGUUAAACAAUAGAAUACCAAUUGAAAUUUAUUAAAUAUUUUGGAUGUUUUUCUACAUUUUCAUAUAUAUAUAUAUUGAAAUCAAAGUAUACUUUUAUUACAAAUAUUUACACUGUAAAAAUGAUAAAAGAAAUACUAUUUUUCAAUUCAUCUCAUACAAGUACUGUAAUGCAAUCUUUUUGUUGUGCAAGUGCAACUUACAAAUGUAGAUUUUUUUAUUUUUUUUGUACACAACUGCACUCAAAAACAAAACAAUGUAAAACUUUAGAUGCUUCAAGUCCACUCGGUCCUAUUUGUUCAGCCAAUCGCUAAGUCAAACAAAUUUGUUUACAUUUACAAGAGAUAAUAUUGUCCUCUUUACAGUGUCAUCAAAAAGUAAGAACAGGUGUUCGCAUGGCACUUUUGUAGCCAGCAUUGCAAAGUCUUUACGUGCCAGAUAUGCUAAACAUUCAUAUGCCCCUUCAUGCUUUGGCCACCAUUCCAGAGGAUAUGCUUCCAUGCUGAUGCUCAUUUAAAAAAAAUAGUACAUUAAUUAAAUUUGUGACUGAACUCCUUGGGGGAGAAUUGUAUGUUCCCUGCUCUUUUUUGCCCACUUCUGCCAUAUAUUUCAUGUUAUAGCAGUCUCGGAUGAUGGCUCAGCACUUUCACUGCAGAUUUGACAAAACACAAGGUACCAAUGUGAGAUUUCUAAAGAUAGCUACAGUACUUGACCCAAGGUUUAAGAAUCUGAAGUGCCUUCCAAAAUCUGAAAGGGACGAGGUGUGGAGCAUGCUUUCAGAAGUCUUAAAAGAGCAAUACUCCGAUGCGGAAACUACAGAACCCAAACCAGCAAAAAAGAACAACAACCUUCUGCUGGUGGCAUCUGACUCGGAUAAUGAAAAUGAACAUGCGUUGGUCCUCAGUGCUUUGGAUUGUUAUCGAGCAGAACCUGUCAUCCGCAUGGACUCGCAUCCUCUGGCAUGGUGGUUGAAGCAGGAAGGGACAUAUGAAUCUUUGUGCAUAUGGCAUGUAAAUAUCUUGCAACACCGGUUACAACAGUGCCUUGAGAAGACCUGUUUUCACUUUCAGGUGACAUUGUAAACAAGAAGUAGGCAGCAUUAUCUUCUGCAAAUGUAAACAAACUUGAUUGGCUGAACAAGAAGUAGGACUGAGUGGACUUGCAAGCUUCAAAAUUUUACAUGGUUUUAUUUAUGAAUGCAGUUUUUUUCUUUUCACAAUUCUAUAUUUGUAAGUUCAACUUUCAUGAUAAAGAGAUUGCACUACAGUACUUGCAUUAGGUGAAUUGAAAAAUACUAUUUUUGGUUUUUACAGUGCAAAUACUUCGUAAUCAAAAAUAAAUUAUAAAGUGAGUACUGUGCACUUGAAAUCAAUAAAUUUGAAAAUGUAGAACACAUCCAAAAAUAUUUAAAUGGUAUUCUAUUAUUGUUUAACAGUGCAAUUAAUUGUGUGAUUUUUUUUAAUUGCUUGCCAGCCCUAAUUGAAACAUUUUAUUGUACCGGCUCACUAACUUCUAUAAUUAGAUGGUAUGUCAUUGUAGUAUUGAGGCAUCUUGACAGUGCUACAUACCCAGUGAUCGAUGUGUAAAUCUGUUGUUAAUAGUUGCUGCAUAUGUCUUGAACUUAACUGUAAUGCAGUGCUUCAGAAUAGUAGAGCUGCCUUUUUCAUAAUUUUACCAUGCAAAAAGGUGCCUAAUUUGGAACUGUUCUCUCAGCUGUAGCUGCAGUUUCCCUUUUUUUCUAAAAUGUUUAACAAGGUAUAAAGUGUUUUACACUACUGUCCCUCUGGGACUAUUUUUCCAAAUGAGUUAGUUCAUCUGGGAUAACAACUUAAGUGUGGGACUCGCUAUUGUUUUGCUAUAGUAUAGAUUGUAUGCGUAUCAAGAUUUUUCUUUAAUUUGCCCAUGCAUAAUUUUAAACUUCCAACUAUGACAGACUUAGUGUAAUCACUUUCUCAAUUCACAGGAAGGUCAAAAAUAGAACUACCACUAUGUUCUAACUGCUGAAAUACUUUACUGUAGUUAAGUCCAUUAAAGCCAAUGCUAAUUGGAGACUUCAGCUAAUCAGAAUUUUUAAAUAUUGAUGUUUUAUACAGCUGUUUAAAACAAGUCCGCUUUUAUUUUGUUAACAAACAGCAGAGGGUAGCGGACUCUAAAUAGCUUAAAUGCAACUAAAUGAAGACCCCAAAUUAAUCCAAUUAUAUAUAGUUUGCCCAGUAGAUAAAGUAUUAAGCAGACCAAUACUUGUUUCAAGCAGCACUCAGAUGUUUUCUAUGUGAUCUAACAACUUCCAGAUCUAGGGAGAUGGCUUAGUGAAUUCCAAAUGGGACUUCAGCAUUAUUGGAAUCUCAUUAUCUUUCCUACUUUGGCUUCCUUUAGUACAGUGAACCAUGAGCUUCAAUAGAAGCAUUACUUAGGAUUCAUCUAAGGUUUAGGAAAAAAUGAAGGUACACUUGCUGGCUUGGUUAUAAUAUGGAUUGAGAUGAAGCUUGUAAAGGAUCCGGAGCAAGCAAGAAAUUAGAAAGCAUCUGUGAGUAGAGAGAUCAUUGGAGGAAGAUAUGAUUUCUUGAGAACCUGUUCAGUAGACCUUAGAUUAAAUUGUCUGAGUUGCAAGACCUCAGUCUGUCUGACAAAACAUAUCUCCCUCUAGGUGGCAGAGUUGUUUGCUUUUGGACGGAAUAAGCAGUAAUCAUUUAAUUAGCCUUUUCUAGGAUCAUUUCAACAGUUUGGACAAUUUGGACUGUUUACUGUGAAAUAAACACUUAAGAUUUUAUUAGCACAAGAGUGAGGAAACCUACAUUUUGUGCAUUAGGAUAGGGUCUUGAACUGGAGCUGUGAAGUCAUGUAAUGUGGAAUAAUGAGCUGUGCAUAUAUUAAAUGGACUCCAUCUUAAACACACUUGUCAAUGUUAUUUGCAACAAGUAAAAAUAUUGACAUCGCUAUUAAAGAGAAGUUGAGGAAGUUUUUUCUUUGUCAUGUAUUUUUGUCAUGCAUUUUGUAGAUAGUAUCCUCUUUUCACCUUUUAGUGUGGGUCUUUCACACAGCAACAGAUGGAGGAAAAACAUUUAAACAU
This is a messenger RNA of Dermochelys coriacea (leatherback sea turtle), 4906 nucleotides long. RefSeq names its product E2F transcription factor 6 (gene E2F6). The record is from RefSeq and is a predicted model, not a curated record. The transcript is spliced from 7 exons. Gene Ontology annotation, molecular function: protein dimerization activity; DNA-binding transcription factor activity, RNA polymerase II-specific; RNA polymerase II cis-regulatory region sequence-specific DNA binding. Bases 230 to 985 code for a protein of 251 amino acids. Lineage: Eukaryota; Metazoa; Chordata; Testudines; Dermochelyidae. Gene Ontology annotation, biological process: regulation of transcription by RNA polymerase II. Gene Ontology annotation, cellular component: RNA polymerase II transcription regulator complex.